Molecule: messenger RNA, 2687 nt
Organism: Pelmatolapia mariae (spotted tilapia)
Lineage: Eukaryota; Metazoa; Chordata; Actinopteri; Cichliformes; Cichlidae
Gene: kif3cb
Product: kinesin family member 3Cb
Exons: 8
Coding region: 318-2618 (766 amino acids)
Biological process (GO): mitotic spindle organization; spindle elongation; microtubule-based movement
Cellular component (GO): microtubule associated complex
Molecular function (GO): ATP binding; microtubule binding; microtubule motor activity
Source: RefSeq, a predicted model, not a curated record
GUGUGUACCGGGGACGUGUGGGCUGGGUCUGGAUGGAUGGAUAUUCUGUUUUUUUUUUUCCUCUUCAUCAGCAUCCUCUACAAGCUUGUGACAUCGCCUCUUUUCUGAGAGAUGCUCAGGGCGGAGGAGACGCUGCGGUCAUCGGGGGGUGAUGAAAGCGGUUCACAUGAGGCGUGGCUGACUUGUUUGCCUGCCUUCACUAAAUAAAAUGGGAGUUGCCGCACCUGUACGGAGAAGAGAAAUUAUGUGGACUCAGCGCGAGAUAAUGGCUUUUUUAACGCGGUGAGGGGAUGUUAGCUUUUUUUUUUUAAGCUAAAAUGUCCAAAACCAAACAUUGUGAGGCGGUCAGGGUAGUGGUCCGCUGCCGGCCGUUCAGCAGGAGAGAAGAGAUAGCGGGGUCUGAAAACAUUUUAGAGAUUGAUGACAAACUGGGGCAGAUCACCAUCAGGAACCCGAAGGCACCACCUGAUGAGCCAAUGAAAGUAUUCACGUUUGAUUCUGUUUACGGAUGGAAUUCAAAGCAAAGCGACAUUUAUGACGAUGCGGUGAGACCUUUGGUGGAGUCCGUGCUCCAAGGCUUCAACGGGACUAUAUUUGCUUACGGACAAACUGGGACAGGUAAAACCCACACCAUGCAAGGGGUUUCAAACGACCCAGAGAGGAGAGGUGUCAUACCUAAUUCAUUUCAGCACAUUUUCACCCAAAUAUCCAGAACCCAGAAUCAGAAAUACCUGGUGAGGUCAUCCUAUCUCGAGAUCUACCAGGAGGAAAUCCGAGACCUGCUGUGCAAAGAUAACAACAGGAAACUGGAACUUAAAGAAAGCCCAGACUUUGGUGUGUAUGUUAAAGACCUGUCUUCAGUGGUGACCAAGAAUGCCACAGAGAUUGAACAUGUGAUGAACAUAGGCAACCAGUCCAGGUCUGUGGGGUUCACCAACAUGAAUGAACGCAGCUCUAGGUCUCAUGCAAUUUUUGUCAUCACUGUGGAGUGCAGUGAAGUAGGGCCAGACGGUGAGGACCACAUCCGAGUUGGGAAGCUGAACAUGGUUGACCUGGCUGGCAGCGAGCGCCAGAGCAAGACAGGCGCCAAGGGGAAGCGUCUGAAGGAAGCUGCCAAAAUCAACCUGUCCCUUUCUGCGCUGGGGAAUGUCAUUUCAGCUCUGGUGGAUGGGAAGAGCACCCAUGUCCCGUACAGAGACUCCAAACUGACCCGCUUGCUCCAGGACUCCCUGGGUGGCAAUGCAAAGACUGUCAUGAUAGCAACAGUGGGGCCUUCGCACAAGAAUUUUGAUGAAUCCCUGGCCACGCUGAGAUACUCCAGCAGAGCCAAGAAAAUAAAGAACAAACCACGGAUUAAUGAGGACCCCAAAGAUGCCCUGCUGAGGGAGUUUCAGGAGGAGAUCGCACGCUUGAAAGCUCAGCUAGAGGAGCGGGGGAUGCUCGCAAAAGAGAGAAGAAGGAGGAGGAAUAGCAAAAGAUUGAGUAAAAGUUUGGCUGGCAUGGAGGAGGACGUCCUUAGAGAGAGGGAUGCUGAUGUGUGGAAGACUGUUGAAGAGGAAUCAGAUGUGAACAUGAAAGAUGGAGGUGACAUCCCAAUAGUCUUGGCUUGCCAGGGAAGCAGUGAAAAGCUAAAGCACCUGAAUGAAAACAGAAGAAGCGUGGAGGACAUGCAGUGGGAUCAAGAUUCUGUGGAGAAGAUCAUAGAGAAAUAUAAGGCCAUGGAGAGCAAACUGUUAGUUGGGGGAAAGACUAUAAUCGAUCACACCAAUGAACAACAAAAAAUGCUUGAGCAGAAGAAACAAGAAAUUGCAGAACAGAUAAGACAAGAGCGAGAGAUCCAACAGCAGAUGAUGCUGCAGGAUGAGGAGACCUUGGAAAUGAAAGAAACAUACUCCUCCCUGCAGCAGGAGAUCGAACUUAAGACAAAGAAGCUGAAAAGAUUGUGUAACAAACUACAGGUACUGAAGAGAGAGAUGAAAGAAAUCAUUGACGAACACAUCACAACAAGACAGGAACUUGAACAGACGCAGAAUGAGCUCACCCGAGAGCUCAAGUACAAAUAUCUCUUGAUUGAGAAUUUUAUACCUCCCGAGGAAAAGAACAAAAUUAUAAAUAGGCUGUACUUUGACAGCGAGGAGGACCAGUGGAGACUCCGACCAGUUAUUCCAUCAGAGAGUACACCCACUCAGGUCAGGAGAAGGCCUCUCUCAGCUUUGGGUUACAAGAGGCCAGUCAGCCAAUAUGCACAGAUGGCUGUUGCCACAGCUACUGGGGCCCCAUCUCGAUACCAGGCUGAGAACAUCAUGCUUUUGGAGUUAGACAUGUCUCCCCCAACCAUGUUCACGUUAAAUCUUGAUGGUACUCACCUGGAGAGAGCCUUUACACCGAGGCUAAUACACGAUCCCCUGGCAAAUGUUUUCUUUAGAGAAAGGACUGCAUCACCAAGGGUCAGGAAAUCUAAGUCCUGGUAUCAGGCACCACAAGCAGCAUCUGUCACAUCAUCUUCUUCGUCCACCACUCUGACAUCAGAACUUCAGAACUUCUCUCCGUCUCAGCGACAAAGACCUUCCUCAGCUGCCUAUCUUCCACUGGGAAGUCCAACUCAGACAAGCCCCUGAUUUAUGUCGAUUACACCUGUACUGUAGGGCCGGCCUUAAUUAAUGGUGGCACCAGUAACGUCUGGGAGA